AGGCGGUUUCCCUUUCGCCCCAUCGUCCAGUAGAACAAGAAUAGCUAUGGGACAGGCUUUUUCUAGAGUCAAAAUGGCUGAUCCUGACCUCGAGAAUAGCAACAAUAACAAUGUCGAUAUCAAUAAGCACUCCUCAACCUUUUAUGCGAAGAGCUCAGCCAAGAGCCUCAGCAUCACAAGCACUGGUAUACCGCAUCGAGAUGGAAAGUCAGUUGUUGUGUUUUUACCAGAGCAUAAUUACUAUGGUUAUGAUCAUGAUGAUGAUGAGAUGAAGGCGGCUGUAGUGCGUGCCACUGAAGUAUAUGAGUUGUCUAUAGAUGUUAAUUGGCCCACCUGGAUAGGUAUCUUUGUCGACUUAACUCCAAAUGUAGCAGGAUUCUACCUCGAACGCUUCACGAUAAACUUGUCACCGUCCGACAGAGAUAAAAGCCUCCUCGCGCUGUAUUCCAGACGGGUACUCCAGACCCUUUCAGCACUGCACUAUAUCCACACCCAUUCAGUAUUUCUUUCUAAUUUUGGAGCUAAUUCCAUCUGGCUACGAGCCGAUAUGUCUAUUGCUGUAACUGUGUUUAUAGCUACAGUCAUCCCCACGCCAAUUCCCGGAUAUGACGACCUUGGUGUUGAAACUAACAACUGUGAAUACGUUCUCCAGACGCCAGAGAACGCCUACCGCUCCGGAUCUCUAGAGUUACUUGAGCAUGGUCAGCCUGCGUUCGGCGCGGCGCAUGAUCUAUUUGACUGGGCCACAUUUAUGUGCCGGCUCUUGACCAACUAUUAUUCAACCUGCCCUCUGCCGCGACCCGGCGGCUAUCAUACAUCGCCUCUCAUGACAAUGGACCCAGCGUCCUGGAAGGAUUUUAGCAAUGAUAGAAGGCCGUGGAAAUACGAAGAGAAAAGGCAAAAGGAGGGCGCGUGGCACGUACUUGAGGAACAGAGACUCGGAUAUAGACUUGUGAAGCGUGGAAUCGAUACCAUGGCAAUGCUUUAG
Molecule: messenger RNA, 988 nt
Organism: Blastomyces gilchristii SLH14081
Lineage: Eukaryota; Fungi; Ascomycota; Eurotiomycetes; Onygenales; Ajellomycetaceae
Exons: 4
Coding region: 47-988 (313 amino acids)
Source: RefSeq, a predicted model, not a curated record